Oryza sativa Japonica Group (Japanese rice) is the source of this 2373-nucleotide messenger RNA. Its product is annotated as L-type lectin-domain containing receptor kinase SIT2-like. Gene Ontology annotation, molecular function: protein tyrosine kinase activity; carbohydrate binding; transmembrane receptor protein serine/threonine kinase activity. Gene Ontology annotation, biological process: defense response to bacterium; protein phosphorylation; defense response to oomycetes. NCBI's taxonomy places the organism in Eukaryota, Viridiplantae, Streptophyta, Magnoliopsida, Poales, Poaceae. The record is from RefSeq and is a predicted model, not a curated record. Gene Ontology annotation, cellular component: plasma membrane.
CCGGCUUGCACGCCCUCUGCUCCACGAGACGCGACGCGACGCGACGCGCGCGCGCACUGGGGAGAGUGUCUUUCUUGCUGCAAUGGCUGAGAAGAAGGGGGUGGGUUCACUUCUUCCCGGGCUCGCCGUCGUCCUCGUUGGCUUCGUGGUCGGCGGCGCCGGGAGCGACGACCGGUUCGUCUACGCCGGCUUCACCGGCGCGCCGCUCGCGUUGGACGGGACGGCGGCCAUCACGGCGAGCGGGCUGCUCGAGCUGACCAACGGCACGGCGCAGCUCAAGGCGCACGCGGUGCACCCGGCGGCGCUGCGCUUCCACGGCGGCGGCGGCGGCGGCGGCGCGGUGCGCUCCUUCUCGACGUCGUUCGUGUUCGGGAUCAUCCCGCCUUACUCCGACCUGAGCGGCCAUGGCAUCGUCUUCUUCGUCGGGAAGAACAACUUCACCGCCGCGCUGCCGAGCCAGUACCUGGGCCUCCUCAACAGCACCAACAACGGCAACACCACCAACCACAUCUUCGGCGUCGAGCUCGACACCAUCGUCAGCUCCGAGUUCCAGGAUCCUAACGACAACCACGUCGGCAUCGACAUCAACAGCCUCAAGUCCGUCGCCGUGAACACCGCCGGCUACUACGACGACAAGACCGGCGCCUUCCACGACCUGUCCCUGAUCAGCGGCAAGGCCAUGCAGGUCUGGGUGGACUACGACGGCGCCACCACGCAGAUCAGCGUGUUCAUGGCUCCUCUCAAGAUGUCCAAGCCUACGAGGCCACUGGUGUCUGCCGUGUACAACCUCUCACAGGUGCUCGUCGAUCCGGUGUACGUCGGCUUCUCGUCGGCGACGGGCACGGUGAGGUCACGCCACUACGUUCUUGGCUGGAGCUUCGCCAUGGACGGGCCUGCUCCUGCCAUUGACAUCGCCAUGCUGCCCAAGCUGCCGUUCUAUGGCACCAAGGCACGGUCCAAGGUAUUGGAUAUCGUUCUGCCCAUAGCAACCGCGGUGUUCGUCCUCGGUGUGGUUGUAGUGGUGGUUUUGCUUGUCAGGAGGAGAUUGAAGUAUGCUGAGCUGCGAGAAGACUGGGAGGUUGAAUUUGGGCCGCACCGAUUCACAUACAAGGACUUGUUCCGAGCGACGGAAGGGUUCAAGGCCAAGAUGUUGCUGGGUAUAGGAGGAUUUGGGAGGGUGUACAAGGGAGUUCUACCGAAAUCCAAUAUGGAGGUUGCGAUAAAGAAAGUGUCCCAUGAAUCGAGGCAAGGCAUAAAGGAGUUCAUUGCAGAGGUGGUGAGUAUUGGGCGUCUUCGGCAUCGGAACCUCGUGCAAUUAUUAGGUUAUUGCCGGCGAAAAGGUGAACUUAUUUUGGUUUAUGACUACAUGCCAAACGGUAGUCUUGAUAAAUACCUAUAUGAUGAUAAGAACAAGCCUACUCUGGAUUGGACUCAAAGGUUCCGCAUCAUAAAAGGGGUAGCAUCUGGCCUACUGUAUAUUCAUGAGGAUUGGGAGCAAGUUGUCAUUCAUUGAGAUAUCAAAGCAAGUAACGUUCUUCUUGAUAGUGAGAUGAAUGGACGGUUAGGCGACUUUGGUCUAGCAAGAUUAUAUGAUCAUGGUGCUGAUCCACAAACAACACAUGUGGUUGGCACAAUGGGAUAUCUAGCCCCAGAAUUAGCACGAUCAGGAAAGGCAUCCCCUCUAACCGAUGUUUUUGCAUUUGGUGCCUUUCUCCUCGAAGUUACAUGUGGACGAAGACCUGUUGAGCAAGCCAUGCAAGACAACCAACUCAUGUUGGUCGAUUGGGUGCUUGAGCAUUGGCAGAAAGGAUCACUUACAAAGGUAAUUGAUGCAAGGCUCCAUGGCAACUACAACAUUGAUGAGGCAAUCCUAGUGUUGAAGUUAGGGUUGUUGUGUUCACAUCCAUUGCCCGGUGCAAGGCCUAGCAUGCGACAGGUUGUGCAGUAUCUUGAAGGUGACAUGCCCUUCCCUGAGCUAACGCCAACACAUCUAAGCUUUAGCAUGCUAGCUCUUAUGCAAAAUGAAGGCUUUGACUCUUUUGUCAUGUCAACAUCGCUUCCAUCAGAGACGAUGAUGACCAUUGGCACGAUGAGUGGCCUCUCUGGAGGAAGAUAGUACAGUAGCACCUACUUGUUAGUUUUUUUAUCCUACGAAAAGUUUUAUUUCCUUGGUGUAAAUGUUUGUAAUAUUUAGAGUAAAUUACAAUUCAUUGUUUACCUUUUGAACAAUCUCAAAGAUAGUGCAUGGUAGUGCUAAUGCUUACAAAAGCAUAUCCUCUGCCUUACAAUAGAGGAACACAGUAAAUAUAUCUAGUAAUGCAAACGGUUGUAAUGAUUCAAUGUAGAAUAAUGUAGCAAGUUGUAUUGUGAUGA